Messenger RNA from Chlamydomonas reinhardtii, 3267 nucleotides. RefSeq lists its product as uncharacterized. Gene Ontology annotation, molecular function: glucose-1-phosphate adenylyltransferase activity. The record is from RefSeq and is a predicted model, not a curated record. The transcript has 18 exons. Lineage: Eukaryota; Viridiplantae; Chlorophyta; Chlorophyceae; Chlamydomonadales; Chlamydomonadaceae. The coding region runs from base 98 to 2257 and encodes 719 amino acids. Gene Ontology annotation, biological process: glycogen biosynthetic process.
GCUUGAGCCGAAUCCCCGGGCGAGUCACUGCAGCAGCUCAUUUCGUCAUCGACGCUCGUUGCUGCCUGCUCGGUCCGGUCGCCAGGCUUAGAAGCACAUGUUGCUGCGACACAGCGCGCCCGGGCGCGGCAAUGCGGCCGAUCGGCACCGGUGCACGCGACUGCCGACACCACCCCAUGCCGGCACUGUAGCCGCCGGCACGGGCGCAAGCGCAGCCCGCCGCAGCCGCGGCGCGCUUCGAGUGCUUGCAUUUCGCGAGCAGGAGACACGUCAACAGGACAAAAAUGAUGAUCAGAGCAAGACGCAUGUUAAGGAGAAGGCCGGCUCGGCGGCUGCUGCGGCUGCUGCUGCCGCGGGGCGGCGGCCGCAGACGCGCAGUCACUUCCCGCCUGUGGGCCGGGGCGGCUGGGAGGCGGCGGACGUGAGCGGGCGCCGCGAGGAUGAGGGCCACGGCCCUCCCCGCAUCUCCUCCUCCACGCUGGCCGUCAUAUUGGGCGGCGGCGAGUCCGACCGGCGGCUGUUCCCGCUCACUGAGAAGCGCGCGCUGCCGGCAGUGCCCGUGGGGGGCAGGUACAGGCUGAUCGACGUGCCCAUCUCCAACUGCCUACACGCCUGCAUCAACAAGAUGUUCGUGCUCACGCAAUACAACUCGCAGAGCCUCAACAAAUACAUCAAUCGGGCGUACGGCAAUCGGGAGGGCGUGCCCAACGGCGGCGACGGCUUCGUGGAGGUCCUGGCCACCACGCAGUACCCCGCCGGCGCCCGCUGGAGUGAGGGCAAUGCGGACGCGGUGCGCAUGAUGGCGUGGCUGCUGGACCAGCCGCGACUGAGGAGGAUUGAGGACGUGCUGAUCCUGCCAGCCGACCAGCUCUACCACACAGACCUGGAGGCGCUCAUGGAGUGGCACCGCGGCAACGAGGCCUGCCUGACGGUGGUGGCGCACGGCGUGGAGGGCGGCGACACCGAGCACGUGGGCCUACUCAAGGUCCGGCCCUCCACCCGCGAGCUGCUGGACUAUGUGGAGAAGCCGCGGACGGCCCGCGAGCGCGAGCCCUUUCGUGUGCCUGCCGAGCACGUGGGUAAGCUCACCAACGGCCGCCCCUUCCUGGCCUCAUGCGGCAUCUACGUGUUCGACAAACACGCUCUGCUGGACGUGUUGUCGGCACACCCCCGCGCCCACGACUUCGGCCGCGGCGUCAUCCCACACGCCUUUGAUAUGGCAGCGCGCAGCCUCAAGAGGAGGCACCAGCAGGCGCGGCAGCGGCAGGAGCGGCAGGAGCGGGCGGCGGCGGCGGGUGUGCAGCUGCGGCCGGGGUACGAGUACGUGCACCCCUACAAGGUGCUGACGUGGACAAUGGCCGGGCGCUACUGGGCUGACGUGGGCAACUCCAUUCGCACCUACAAGGAGGCCACGCAGCACGUGCUACUGGGCCGUGGGCCGGGUGACGCCGAGACGCCCUUCGACACAGCCUACCACCACGAGCUCAUCAUCACGGGCUCUGCUCUGCUGCCGCCCGCGCAGCUGUCUCCCGGGUGCCGCCUGGUGCGGUCGGCUCUGUCCCCUGGGUGCCGCGUGGGCCCAGGGGCGGUGGUGGAGAACAGCGUACUGGGGCCGAGGGCGGUGGUGGGCGCGGGUGCGGUGGUGCGUAACAGUGUGGUCAUGGGGGCGGACUACUACGACGAGGACCUGCGGAAGGGGGCUCUGCGCCGCCGCUACGGCUCCGGCGCCGCCGCCGGCGCCGGCACUGGCGGCACCGGCAGCAGCCAUGACAGCAUGGAGGGCCCCUCGCUGCCGCCCGCCCCCACACCCACACCCACCACCACCACCUCCUCCGGUGGCGGCGGCGGCAGUAGCAGUAGCAGCAGUGGCGGUGGUAGCAGUGGCGGCGGCAGUAGCAGUAGUGCCCAUGGCCGGGGUUCUGCGGGUGCGGUGCUGCUGACGGCCGCCCAGCGGGCUGCGGGCGUGUACUCCAUGGACCCGGCGGAGAUGGAGCGCCGCGGCGGCGGCGGCGGCGGCGGCGGCGGCAGCGAGACGGAGACAGACGACCCCUCUGUGCCGCCGCUGGGCAUCGGUGCGGGUGCGGUGGUGGAGGGCGCGCUGGUGGACAAGAACGCGCGCAUCGGCACAGGCUGCGUGGUGGCCAACAGGGCGGGCGUGUGGGAGGCCAUGGACCGUGUGGGUGUGGGGCUGUGUGUGCGCGAGGGAGUGCCCAUCGUCACCAAGAGCGCCGUGCUGUACGAGGGGACCGAGAUCUGAGGAGAGGAUCGAGAUCUGAGGAGGGGGCCGAGAUCUGCGGAGGGGGCGGCUCUAGGGGUGGGACUCUGAGAGGCGGGGAGACGGAGGAGGGCGGAUCGGGGGCGGGGGGCGCGACCAAGGCAGGGUGGCUGCGUGGAGUAGGACCGCCGCGCGCAAUGCCACCAGCCAGCGCCAUACGCUCCCGCCCGGGCGCGGAAGGGACGACUGGCGGUGCUGGGCAUCAAUGUAUGUUGGUGUCUGCGGGAAACGGGCUUUUUUGGCGUCGUGUGGCGCGGUCGGUUUGGGGUGCGUGCUCCCGGGAUUUGGAUCUCGCAUGCACGUUUUUCUUAGCCACGCACGCAGGACGGGGUUGUGCGUGUGUGCGUGCGGGAGGUGCGGCGUAGGUAGGUAGAGGCGGUGCGUGGGCCGCUGGAUGCGUGCGUGCGUGUUGGAUUGAAGGCGGCAGGGCCCGCAGGGUGUUGCUGGCGAGGCAGUGGUGGAACCCCUGCUGCGAGGCAGUGCUGUGCGGGCGUGUGCCUGUGGUUGCAAGGCAUGGCUCGGCUCUACAACGUCAUGUUCGCUUGUACGUGUUGCGUUUUUUUCAAGGCCGGUGCGUGCGGGGCAGGUCGAGGUGCGGUGGAGCCGGCCACUUUGGGUGCGGACGACUUGGGUUGGGCCCGCCGGGUGGGGCGGGGUACCGGUACGGACAGGUGCGUGUUCGUGUGCGUGCUUGCGGGUAGUUAGUUAGUUAGUUAGUCGGUCGGCCGGCUGGCUGGCUGGCUGGCUGGCUGGCUGGCUGGCUGGCUGGGGUCCGUUCUGACAUAUGCAUCGGGGGUGGAGGUUAACGGCGGUGUCGCAACAAACAUGAGGCGGCGGCUGUGAGUCUGAGUGUCCAUGGCUGAUGGAUGGAUGCAUGGGUGCGAAUGAUUACUUGCCGGGAGCGGCAGCAGCCUCAGCUGCAGCUAGCUAUCUAGCAUGUCUGUGAGGUGCGUGCGGUUGAUGCGCGUGCGUGCGUGUAACACAAUUGUGCA